UAUGAGUAAUGUGUUUCAUAACUUUCAUACCACACCACACCACAUCUCAAAUUAAAACCUGCAGCCUCCAUGGAAGAAACCUUCCUCUACUGCCUCUCUGCCCUAUCCUUCAUCGCCCUCUUCUUCUUAUCGAAGCUCUUGAUAUCAAAACGUGGGAAGGCCAAGAAGUUGCCCCCGUGCCCUCCUUCUUUACCGAUCCUCGGCCACCUCCACCUCAUCGGGGCACCAGUACACCGAACCCUUGAGAGGAUCUCCCAACGCUACGGCCCCGUAUUCUCCCUCUCCUUUGGGUCUCUCCCGGUGGUAGUCAUAUCCUCUCCAUCAGCAGUCGAGGAAUGUUUCGGGAAGAAUGAUAUCAUUUUCGCGAACAGGCCCCGCAUUGAGGGCUGGAGGGAACUGAGCUACAACUUCACGACCGUGGGGACAUCCUCCUACGGGCCCCUCUGGCGUAACCUCCGUCGCAUCUCCGUCUUAGAGAUCUUCUCCAGCACCCGACUCAACUCUUUCCUUGGGAUCCGACUCGAGGAGCUGAGGUUCCUAGUGAAGAACUUGCACAAGACCGUUACCGAACAUGGAGGUGUAUCGAGGGUGGAGAUGAGGCCGAGGCUGCAGGAGCUGACUUUCAACGUCAUCAUGAGGAUGCUGUCGGGGAAGCGGUACUUCGGGGACGAGGUCGACAACUCGGACGAGGCCAAGAAUUUCAGGGAGAUCACAAGCACAUUCUUCGAGGUGAGCGGCAUCUCCGACCUCGGAGAUUUCAUACCGAUGCUGCGAUGGUUGGGUCUUGGCCGGGGAAAGCAGAAGAAGAUUGUUGAGACAAAGAGGAAGGCAGACAUGUUCUUGCAGGGACUAAUAGAGGAGCACCGGAACAGGACAGGCGAAAGAACUAAUCGCACUAAGACAAUCAUCGACGUGAUGCUGGAGUUGCAGUCGUCGGAGGCUGAGAGUUUCUCCGAUGAUGUCAUCAAGGGCAUGAUCCUGUUAUUGCUAUCCGCUGGAACCGACACAUCCACCGUGACUAUGGAGUGGGCUAUGUCUCUCAUGCUCAACAACCCCGCCUCCCUGGACAAGGCGAGGGUUGAACUGGACAACUAUGUGGGCCAGGAUCGCUUGAUCGAUGAGCAGGACCUCCCUCACCUGCCUUACCUCCAGAGCGUUAUCAACGAGACCCUUCGACUGUUCCCACCCGGACCACUCUUGGUGCCCCACUACUCAUCGAGUGAUGCCACGAUCCAAGGUUUCGAUGUGCCCCAGGGAACGAUGCUCUUUGUGAAUGCAUGGGCCCUCCAUCGGGACCCAACGGUGUGGGACGACCCGACAAGUUUUAGGCCGGAGAGGUUCGAGGGAUUGGACCAAGCUAGUUACACGCAUACACUGUUGCCGUUUGGGCUGGGAAGGAGGGCUUGCCCUGGUGCUGGACUAGCCCACAGAAUGUUGGGCCUGGGCCUGGGGGCCCUAAUUCAAUGCUUUGAUUGGGAGAGAGUAGGCGAAGAGUUAGUGGAUUUGAGUGAAGGAACUGGGCUGACUAUGCCCAAGGCUCAGCCUCUAAAGGGUCUCUGCAGAAGUAGAAACUCCAUCAUCACUAAUGUCCUCUCUCAACUCUAAUCUAUUUAUAUUAUGUACUCAAUUACUUAGAAAUCGGUUACGUACCGGAUUGUCCGUCGGAU
Molecule: messenger RNA, 1667 nt
Organism: Punica granatum (pomegranate)
Lineage: Eukaryota; Viridiplantae; Streptophyta; Magnoliopsida; Myrtales; Lythraceae
Source: RefSeq, a predicted model, not a curated record